CGAUAAGUCUGUCCAGCUGGAUAUGUAUUGAGCUGUUGAGUGGCAAAAAAUUCGACCUUUCGCACUCACUUUCUGCCACUUCACGCUCAAGAACGCGUUUCUUUCGCAGUUUUAGAAGUUUUCCGAGUUUUCACAGUGAAAAAUGUCAUCAAAUCUGAAAUUUUACUCUAAUCUCAUGUCACAGCCAUGUAGAUCGCUGUACAUUGUGAUGAAUCUGGCCAAAAUUCCCUUCGAAACGGUGACAAUCGCUCUCAGAGAAGGUGAUCACGCCACAGAGUCCUUCGCCAGGGAAGUGAACAACCUCAAGACAAUCCCCAGCAUCAAUGACGCAGGCUUCAAACUGGGCGAGAGCAUCGCAAUUCUCAGAUACUUGGCCACCAAGAGUAGCCUCAUAGUCAGAUGGUAUCCGACCGGAGCCAGGAUGCGUGCUCGCGUGGAUGAGUAUCUAGAGUGGCACCAUCUCAACGUCCGGGCGCCCUGCUCAGGCUACUUCGUCGAGAGUUGGCUGAAGCCACGCCAAACCAAGCAACCGCCCAAUGAUCAGGUCCUGGAGAAACGCCACUCUCAGGUCAACAAGACUUUGGAUUGCCUGGAGAACGUCUGGUUAGCCGAAGGAGAUUUUCUAGUCGGUACAGAUGUCUCAGCUGCGGAUAUCUGGGCCAUAUGCGAACUGGAACAACUCACUCUGAUUCCUUUUGACCCAACCGAAGGACGCCCGAAGCUGAGAGCCUGGAUGCAGAGAGUCAGGAAGGCCACAAAUCCCUUUUAUGACGACGCCCACGAGACUCUUUGGAAUAUCAGGAAGAAAUCAAUGCAAAAUGCUCAAAGAUCGCCUAAAUUGUAGAGAAGAUCCAUCUAAAGGGGCAUUCAUAGAGCGUUUCUGAGGACUUUUUUGAUUUUUGUACAGAUAACUUCUUCUGACAUAUGUUUUCACUGUGACUUCUUAAAAUAAGAGCUUCGAAGAGCACGAAAAUUGUAAAUUUGUGUAAGGAUAAUUCUAAUCACUUAAGUAUGUACACUCAGAAACGACGAUUUCUCUCAGAAACACAAAUUUUCUAGUCAACAGCACAAUCAGGCUGAUGAAUUCCCCUAAUGUAUACGAUAUCUUAUCAACCAAUGGCUGAUUGAUUGCUCGCAAUCUUACCAGCGAACACGAAAUAUUGCCAAUUAGAAUUACAGUCUUUUCAGUGGUCAGUUGAAGACGAAACGGUGAGGUUGACAAACGAUAUUCCCGUGCCUUCCGGAAGCAUAUUUUGUACUCUGGUGAUUUGUUAAUAAACGAAUUUGUUCUUAUCAAAACCGCAAUCAAUGCUGCUGCAGAGAUAAACCCGAAAUAGAGAUCAAAAAUGGAUAAAGGACUCUUCUGGUUGCUCGUGCUGCUCAUUGUAACGCUAAUCUACUCUUCAGAAGCACGUAAGUGUCUCG
This is a messenger RNA of Phlebotomus argentipes, 1425 nucleotides long. RefSeq names its product glutathione S-transferase theta-1-like. Bases 143 to 844 code for a protein of 233 amino acids. Gene Ontology annotation, biological process: glutathione metabolic process. The record is from RefSeq and is a predicted model, not a curated record. Gene Ontology annotation, cellular component: cytoplasm. Gene Ontology annotation, molecular function: glutathione transferase activity. The transcript has 4 exons. Lineage: Eukaryota; Metazoa; Arthropoda; Insecta; Diptera; Psychodidae.